GGGAAGCUCUACGGCAUCCCGGUGCGUGGCACCAUCGCCCACUCCUUCAUCAUGUCCUUCACCUCGUUGGAGGAGGUGAAACCCCGGGAGCUGUCACCACUGGUAGGAGGAGAGCCAGUGGACUUCCUGGUCUUGGCCAAGUCAUGGUUGGGGCAGGCUCCACCUGAGAAGGUGAACCAGGGUGAGCUGGCUGCCUUCGUGUCCUACGCCAUCACCUUCCCACAGGACUUCCAGGGACUGCUGGACACCUAUUGUGUCAGGAGGAGUGGUUUGCCCAACUUCUGUGCCGUGGCGCUGGCCCUGCACCAACUGGGGUACCAGGCCAUCGGGGUGCGUCUGGACAGCGGGGACCUGGCCCAGCAGUCCAAGGAGGUCCGCCAAGUGUUCCGAGCCUGCGGUGCUCACUUCCAGGUGCCCUGGUUUGAGACCAUCCCCAUCACUGUCAGCAAUGACAUCAGCGAGCAGAACCUGGAGGAGUUCAGCCAGGAGGGAAGCGAGAUCAACGUGAUCGGCGUCGGGACGAACCUGGUGACGUGUCCUCUGCAGCCAUCGCUGGGCUGUGUUUACAAGGUAAUGUCCUCUGCUCUGCUGGGCUUGUGGGGU
Molecule: messenger RNA, 603 nt
Organism: Antrostomus carolinensis (chuck-will's-widow)
Lineage: Eukaryota; Metazoa; Chordata; Aves; Caprimulgiformes; Caprimulgidae
Gene: NAPRT
Product: nicotinate phosphoribosyltransferase
Biological process (GO): NAD+ biosynthetic process via the salvage pathway
Cellular component (GO): cytosol
Molecular function (GO): nicotinate phosphoribosyltransferase activity
Source: RefSeq, a predicted model, not a curated record